GGGGGCUUUGCGUGAAGGGCGUGGUGAUGUGUGUCUGCGUGCGGUCUGCGGUCCACCGCCAAAUUCAAACAGUGGAAGAAAGAAACAACAGCAAGAGGCAGCUGAAGUAACUAGUCAAUUCUCACAACUGGUACUUUAAGGUAAGCUCAGUCAGCAUGGCGUCUUCAAUGAUGGAUGGCGUAGGUAAAGCUGUGGUGGGAGUGUGGCGGGCACAUACAGUCCUGGAUGAGUCGGACGGUGCAGAGAGCUCCCCAGAAGCCCCCGAUCGUUUCCGCAAGCUUCGCUCUUCAUCUUCACUUAACUCUCUGCGAAUGUCUUUGCGCAAGCGGCUCCCGCUACGUUCGGUCCAGACCAACUCUCUCCCAGAAAAUCCAACAUGGGAGACCCAGAAGGAGCAGCCAAAGCCCAACGCGGUCCGCAAACUUACCCGCAAUGCUCGGAACUCCAUUACUGGGGUAUAUCAGAGGCUGCAGAGGACCAGAGAGUUUGCGCGUGAAGAGUGUUUGGUAGCAACCCCGGGUCAGACAUGUGAUGGGGAAGAAUCUGGAGCAUCAACUUCUCGCACCCCAAGACGUACGCCUAGCCGGGCUGCGACUCCCAGACGCACCCCCAGAUCAGCAGUUACUCCUGGACGUACCCCAGGCUCCAGGAGAAGGACUCCUGACGCUGGCGUCCGAGGGGUGAAAACAGGAGGAGGCAGGCGGCAGCUUGUCCGCAUGGCUGCAUUACGAAGUCCCUUUGCCUCCCCCAACACACAGAACCAGAGGCUAAAGUUUGACCGAGAUUUGGAGUCGGUGUCCAGUGGAAUCAGGAGGCUCAAACAUCUGUCCAAGGCCUUUGACGAUAUUAUUGGCAGAGACAACAGGCAGUUCAACUAUUCCCUAAUUGUGGAGUAGGGAAGAAGGACAAGAACGAGGGAACGUUCUGGAGGAGCAGUGAUGAGAAAGUUGGACCCCAGCGGUAAACUGAGCCACUCAAACAUCACGCGUCGAGCCACAAAUCUCUCCAACACACUGGGAAGUUGGGCCCACACAGCUGUGAACACUGUUCGCAAACCCAACUGAACUAGCUAUGUGCUGUCUGUAUGGAAAACACGGGACCUUUUGUAGCCAUGUUUAACAUGUAUCACUGUUACAUUUACAUGUAGUGUUGUCAUGAUACUGGGAGACUGUUACAUGGCACCUUGCCUUCUUUUUUUAUUCCUGUAUGUUUUGUGUAGUUGGUAACAUUUAAGUAAUUUUUGUGUGUUUACAUCUCGGUUUAGCUGGUUAUUGGUAAUACAUCCUCGUUGUAGCUACCAAAGGGAUUUCUGUGUUGUGGUGUAUGUACUUGUCAUGCUGCUACAACCAAAUGUCUUAGUUACAUUAUCAAGAUACUAAUAUUUUAGUUUGUAUAAUCACUUUCAGCAUAGAAACCUUUUUCAUGUUUCUAAUAUUUACUUUAAAAGAAAUGCUGCACAAGACCAAAAUUGUAUCUGCGCAACUAACACUAAAGUUACUGCCAAAGGGGAGAUGCAUUUUUCCUCUACUUUAUAUGUAUGCAAUAAUGUAAC
Molecule: messenger RNA, 1552 nt
Organism: Etheostoma spectabile (orangethroat darter)
Lineage: Eukaryota; Metazoa; Chordata; Actinopteri; Perciformes; Percidae
Gene: pimreg
Product: PICALM interacting mitotic regulator
Exons: 6
Coding region: 156-896 (246 amino acids)
Source: RefSeq, a predicted model, not a curated record